UAAGCAAGACGAGAACAUUUUAUAGCCUAAUUGGAGCUUUAUAAUAUUGGUUUGAAAAUCUGCUCAAUUCGUUUCUUCAAACAGAUGGAGACGACAAUGCAACAACUUCAGAGCAGGUUUCAGAACUUAUCUGACCAGAUCAUCUCCAAAAUGGAUGAGAUGGGAACACGUAUAGAUGACCUGGAGAACAAUGUCGCUGAUCUCAUGACACAAGCAGGAAUGGAAGAUCAUCACAAAUCAAAUGACUUUGAAGAGAGAACAAGCUGGCCAAAGCACUGAGCUGAAAUGUUCCAAAUCGACGUUACUUAAUUCAUGAAAACAAAAUUAAAUAUUAUGAGCACUGUGUAAAUCAAAAUAAUUUUUCAUCAGUGGACUGAAAAUGACAAAAAAAGUUUCUUCUCUGCUACUAAAGGGGUUAAAUGUGGAUAUGCCCUCACAUAUGUACGAGGAAGUCCUUAUAUGCGAACAAUGAAUGAGAGUGAAAAGUUGAGAAGUUAUAGAAUCCUUUUAUUCUGAUGGAUAUAAAGCUGGCCAAAGAACUGAGUGGAAAUGUUGCAGAAGCUUGAGAUCAACAGUAUAUUUGUGUAUUAAGCUAUGCGUGUAUUGUUCAGAUGUGCCUUAUUUUCUAUUUCUUUAAGCUUAUACGUGUGAUGUGGAUCUUGUACAUAAAACAAUAAAUAAACAUGUUUA
Rhinichthys klamathensis goyatoka is the source of this 690-nucleotide messenger RNA. RefSeq names its product heat shock factor-binding protein 1. Gene Ontology annotation, cellular component: nucleus; cytosol. The record is from RefSeq and is a predicted model, not a curated record. The transcript is spliced from 3 exons. The coding region runs from base 85 to 279 and encodes 64 amino acids. NCBI's taxonomy places the organism in Eukaryota, Metazoa, Chordata, Actinopteri, Cypriniformes, Leuciscidae. Gene Ontology annotation, molecular function: transcription corepressor activity. Gene Ontology annotation, biological process: cellular heat acclimation.